AUGUGGAUCAGUGUCGCGAUCAUUUGUGUGGGUUUGCUCGUAUUUCUAUUAAAAUAUGUGUUCGGCAGCUCCGGGCCAAACCCCUUCGACACGGACACCCGUGAGCCGUUGAAACAGAUGGUCCACAACCGGAAAGAGAAAAAUAAAGUUCUGAAGCAAGGUUUCCUGGCCAGUAAAGUACCUGAGAACCUGGAUGCCAUCAUCAUCGGCAGUGGGAUCGGUGGACUGGGGCUUGCGGUGCUGAUGGCCAAAGUUGGAAAGAAAGUCCUCGUUCUGGAGCAGCAUGAUCGGGCUGGAGGAUGCUGCCACACGUUCACCGAGAAGGGCUUUGAGUUUGAUGUCGGAAUCCACUACAUCGGUGACCUGCUGGACCACAAGCCGUUCCGCUGCAUGCUGGACCAAAUGACCAACGGACAGCUGCAGUGGGAGCCUCUGGAGAAUCCCUUUGACCAGGUAGUGCUGGGACCACCGGAAAACCGCCGCCAGUAUCCCAUCUACAGCGGCAGGACCCGCUUCCCCGAGGAGCUGAAGAAGUGCUUCCCCGGAGAGGAGAAGGCCAUCGAUGAGUACUUGAAGCUGGUCAAGAAAGUCGGGCGGGGCAUUUGGCUCCUCGCUAUGCUGAAGAUCUGCCCCGUCCCCUUGGCCAAGUUCCUUGUCUACACCGGCCUGGCCAAACGUCUGUCCUUAUUCUUCAAAAUGGCCUCCCGCAGCCUGACCGAAGUGGUCAAUGAGCUGACGGAGAACAAGGACCUCAGGGCCGUCUUCGCCUACAUCUUUGGCACCUACGGAAACAUGCCGAAAGAUGCCAGCUUUUCUAUGCACAGCUUGCUGGUCACUCACUACCUGAACGGUGCCUGGUACCCGAAAGGCGGAGCCACUGAAAUCGCCUACCACAUGAUCCCCAUCAUUGAGAAGGCAGGUGGCGCCGUGCUAGUUCGAGCCCCAGUCAACCGGAUCUUGUUCAAUGACGCCAAGGAGGCUUAUGGUGUGAGCGUCAUGAAAGGCCAGGAGGAAGUACACGUCCAUGCCCCUAUGGUCAUCUCUAACGCUGGCAUCUUCAACACCUACCAGAAGCUGCUGCCCAAAGACCUGCAAGCAAUGCCAGCCAUCCAGAAGCAGCUGAGUAUGAUGAAGAACGGUGAAGGUGGCCUGAGUGUUUUUCUGGGUCUGACUGGAACCAAAGAGGAGCUGGGCCUGAAAGCAGACAACUACUGGAUCUUCACCGAGAACAAUUUCGACGAACUGGUGGAGACCUACCUGAAGGGAAAGCGGGAAGAAUCUGCUAAGAAUGUACCUCUCCUGUUCGUCGCCUCCCCGUCGGCUAAAGAUCCAACCUGGGAGGAAAGAUCACCGGGAAAGUCCACCUUGAGUCUCGUCAGUUUCGCCAACUACGAGUGGUUUGAGGAGUGGAAGGACGACAAGGUGACGAACAGAGGGCCCGAAUACAAAGAGCUGAAACAGGCUUUCAUUGACUCCAUUCUGGAGGUGGUUAUGGGCGUCUUCCCCAAGAUAACCAGAGACAAGAUUGAGUACGUUGACGCUGGAACCCCCAUCACAAACACGCACUAUAUCGGAGCCCCCAAAGGUGAAAUCUACGGAGCGGAUCACGGCAUCGCCCGUUUCAGCCCUGAGCUCAACGCUACCGUGAGACCUCAGACUCCGCUGAAGAACCUCUAUCUGACAGGUCAGGACGUGUUUUUGUGUGGCUUUGCCGGUGCUCUCGCUGGAGCUCUCACCUGCGGCUCGGUCAUCCUCAACCGCAACCUCCACCUGGAUGCCAUCGCCUUGGCAAAGCAAACUAAAUUCAUGAAUGCCAAACUGAAAGGGGAGUAAACAGCCUGAAAACAUUCGGUUAUAUACUGUAAUUAAUCAGUACCGUCAAACCCACAAAUACCCCGUGUGAGGAGGCUCAAAGCGCCCCGGCACAGACUCCCAGAUUUCAUUUAACAAAUGAGUUAUUAUUGCUACACCCAGCUCAUAAACACUAAGCUGUGUUUGUACUUUAAAAUAUGCAUAUUUACACUGAUUCAUGCUUCAAUACUCAAAGUUUGUCAGUAAAUGUAAGAGGUGGGAUGUUUUGACAUCUGAGUAAUGAGGCUGUUGAGCUUCCAACAGUCAGCCUGCACUAAUCAAAGCAAACAUGACCUCAACUGUUGAUGCAAAUGCUUUUUAUAAACCAUUCACCAUGUUGUGUACUAUGCAUACACUUAAUAAUGCCUUUGCUCUUAACUCCUGUGCCUGUGGUGUGUUUGGAUUUUUCAGUUUGUAACAGGUUUACAAAGAGUGCUCCCUUUUUAAUAUUAAAGGGUACAAACAAUGAA
Messenger RNA from Morone saxatilis (striped sea-bass), 2321 nucleotides. RefSeq names its product retinol saturase (all-trans-retinol 13,14-reductase) (gene retsat). The record is from RefSeq and is a predicted model, not a curated record. Bases 1 to 1833 code for a protein of 610 amino acids. The transcript has 11 exons. NCBI's taxonomy places the organism in Eukaryota, Metazoa, Chordata, Actinopteri, Moronidae. Gene Ontology annotation, molecular function: all-trans-retinol 13,14-reductase activity.